Magallana angulata is the source of this 2903-nucleotide messenger RNA. RefSeq names its product arginine/serine-rich protein PNISR-like. The coding region runs from base 180 to 2642 and encodes 820 amino acids. Gene Ontology annotation, cellular component: nuclear speck; presynaptic active zone. Gene Ontology annotation, molecular function: RNA binding. The transcript has 12 exons. Lineage: Eukaryota; Metazoa; Mollusca; Bivalvia; Ostreida; Ostreidae. The record is from RefSeq and is a predicted model, not a curated record.
UUCUCUAAUCAAAGGGAUGGACACAUUUGCAAUUCUUGAUUACCCUCUACUGGCAAUUGAUAAACAUGGCCGACGCAGUGGAGUUCGUGGUAGAUGCAUGUCCGUAGUUAGACUGUUAUUCCAUUUCAUAGUUUUAUGGUAUUUGUCAUAAACAUUCAUUGAAAAAGGAGACCAUAAAAAUGUGGGCAAAUCCAUGGGGUGGAGGUGGUCCCAUUCAGCAGUCAGCUUUUCAAGGCAUGCCCAAUGACCAAGUUGAUUGGGCUGCACUUGCAAAGCAAUGGAUCGCCCAGAGGGAAACUGUAGCAGAGCAUCCCCCGGCCAUGCCAAUAGGAGGGGCUCCGCCUCCCCCACCUCCCCCCGCUAAUGGUGGGCCAGGGGGUGACGACAUGGACAUUGAGGGGGACAAUGAGAAUAAUUCUCAAGACUCCAACAGCUACGGUAAUAUGCCAGUUUAUCAGAGUCAAGAUUACAACUCCCAGGGCUGGGGAUGGAAUGGAGCUCCUAACUGGAAUGUUAACAUGGCAGCAGGGUGGGGAGUAAACCUAGGCGAGGGCAGCAAAAAUCCGCAGAGUUUUGAUUAUUCUCACCAAGGGAACUUUCCACCAGCCUUUGAUUACAACCAUGGAGGAGAUCAGUUCAAUUUCCAGGGAAGCGGGGGGGAUUACAAUCAGUACUGGGAGGGACAGGACAGUGAGGACUCUCAGCAUAGCCGACCGUUCACAGGCAAUCACCGCCCAAACAGAUACCCCACUCCCCCGGGCACCGAGGACGAAAACAGUGGACUAGAUGCAGCCAAAAGGAAAACCCUGCCUGCUUGGAUCAGAGAAGGUUUAGAAAAAAUGGAGAGAGAAAAGCAAAAGAAGAUGGAAAGAGAGCGAAUUGAACAGGAGAAGAAGGAAGCAGAAAAACGAGAACAGGCGGAGAAAGAAGCAAUGGAUGACAUGACGAAUGACGGCGAGCCUCACGUUCCAAAGAAGAGUCGAUUUGAUUCGGAUGAUGAAGAGGAUCAAAGUUCAUUACCUCCAACACCUGUCAAGGACAGGUCAAGGUCACCAGAACAGGUCAAAAGGAGAAGCCCUUCUCCACAGGAGUUUAAAUCAGAGGAGGAAAAGCAGAUGGAAUUUAUGAUGAAAGUGAGGAAAAUGUUGACAGAGAUUCUGUUGGAUGUGACCAACUCUGAAAUAAAAAGUGUUUGUAAAGAGGUGUACCUCAAAGAAAAAAGCAGGGCCUCCAAAGCUCCAGCAAAGCAGCUCACCAAGUCUACUGCUUUAGCAUCUUUGACUGGCUUGGGUUUGACAGGCUAUGGCAGUGACAGUGAUGAAGAAGAGGAGGAGGAGGAAGAGCCGGACUCGGAUGAGGAUCUUGAGGAGCGGAUACGUCAGAAGAAGGAGGCAUUUGAACGCAAAAUUAAAGAAGCAGGCAUUUAUGAUGAGGAUGAACUAGAACCAGAAGCACCAAAAAUUUUCAAGGAUCCCAUCUCUGACAAGCACAGCUACCCAUUCCAGAACAAAUAUAAUGGAAUUCCUGGCUUGGAUGUGAAAUCUGAACCUGAAAGUAGUUCAAAGGAUUCAAAAGGGAAGACGGAGCGACCAGCAGAUAAAACUAAAAAAGCAAAGAAAAGUAGGCCGACCUCAAGCAGUAGUUCUAGUGCUUCGGGGAGUUCUAGUGAAUCUGAUUCUGACAGCUCGAAUAGUUCAUCUAGCUCUUCCAGUACUUCUUAUGACUCAGAUAGUUCUGUCAGUGAGAGAAAAAAAAGGGAUAAGAAAAAGAAAAGGGAAUUAGAAAAGUCUUCUUCUAAAACAGUGGGGAAAAGAAAGGAAAGGGAAAAAAGUGGGAGUAGUAGGACUGGGAAAAGUAAAGAUCUGGAAUCAGAUCAUAAAAAGAAUAGGGAAAGAAGACAGAGUAAGGGGGAGGAUUUAGGUAGGAGUUAUGGUAGGGAUGGGGACACACAGAGUAGUAAAGAUGACAAAAGCAAAAGGAGAGAUUCACGCAAAGACAGUUCUAGAGGGUCCCCCAAGAGGAGUGAGAGUAGAGACCGCAAUUCAGAGAGAAAGAAGUCCAAGAGAGAGAGAAGUAGAACUAGGUCCAGGUCCAGAGAUAGGUACAGAAGUAGGUCAAGGGAUAGGGGGAAAAAUAGGAGUGUAAGUAGGGAAAGGGAGAAAAGAUACAGAAGCCGUUCAAGGGACAGAAGUAGGUCAAGGGAAAAGAGACGUAGUAGAAGUAGGUCAAGGGACAGGAGACGAAGUAAAAGUAGGUCAAGGGAAAGGCGGCGCAGUAGGUCAAGGGAAAGGAAAAGAAAGAGUAGAAGUAGGUCAAGAGGAAGGGAUAGUCGUAGGCGCAGUGACAAAUAUCAAGAUGAUAAGAAGGAAAAACUCCGUCACUCAACGGACUCUAAGAGUAGUAAAUCUAAGUCGAAGAAACGUAAAAGGUCAAAGUCCCAAUCAGACAGUGAUGAUGGACACAGGAGCAAGCAGAAGAAAUCGGGGAAGAACCGGUCUAGGAGUCGAUCUGGUGAACCCAAAUCCAAAAAAUCUGGUGGCGGUAAGAAGUCCAGACACAGGUCUAGCUCCAGCUCAAGGUGGGAAAACCUCUUCUUAUUUAAUUCUCUCUCUCUUUCCACAGUUGGUCUAAUAGAUAUAUAGUACUUAAUAUGUUAUUGUCUAUAUGAUGUACAUUAUUUUUGCAGGAAUAUUUAUUGAUAUAACCUGUUUAUUUUUGAUAACUUACUGGUAAACGAUAACGUCUGUUCAUUACCCUAUAUUCAUUAGUUUGGGUUUUCUGCAUUUCAGGUCCCUGUCUCCAAAGAGAAAGUAGAGUGCAUCCAGAUAUUUAGCAGUUUUCCUACACCAUGUGAUUUUUCUGUUAUAAUUCUUACAAAAAUAAAAUUUGAGUCUAUAAACAUU